GCCACCCAGUCUGGAUCCAUCUCGGGAUCCAUCCCCUCCUCCUCGAUUUCAGCCACCAGCCACCCAUCGCUCUCCACUGCUUCAUCCAUCGAUCCAAUCCAUCCACCCCACCCGGACGGACCAGCCACCUCCUCGUUUUGCAUCCCCGUCCAACCAAGCAGCAUAGCCCAUCGUGCGCCGCCUUCCUCGAGCAGGAGCUCGACCUGCUGCCGGCGAUCACCCCCGGCGUCAAGAAACAAGACCGCUACCCUGUUCCCCUUCCCCUUCCUUUCCCUCUCUAGUUUUCUCUCCUGCUACUCAUCCCUCUGCUCGUUUUCCUUUGGGCAGGGGACCUCCAUGGACGAACGCCAAGGCUGCUAAGAGGAUCCGGAUGCCGCCGGCUUGCCUCUGCUCCGCCUCCCCUCUCCAAAUUUGCUCCAUUCCCGGCGCCCUCCGUCUUGCUUGCCGCGGGAGCCCCAAGCAGAUGCCGUCCGGAGCCUUGCUGCCGCGCCUGGAUCCGCUCGUCUCCGUCGCCAGCGCCAAGUCCCGCCGCCAGCAGCGCCCCGGCCGUCCUCGUCCAUGCGCUCGAGACAUCGAGCGAGGACAUCGCUGAGUCCAUGGCCUCCUCCGAGCGCCGCCCCUUUGCGUUAUCCACCACGGCUGAGCCGUCCUUCGACCAGUGCCCCGAGCUCCACCUCAUCGCCUGAAGCCACUCCACCAAGGCCCCUGCCCUGCCUCUGCUUCUUUCGAAUCAGGGAGGAGGACGCCCCUACCUCGGCUCGCUCGGUUCGCCCGCGCGUUGACCGCGUCGUCGCCUGCGUCGCCCGUCAAGUUCCCCGCUUCGCCCCUGCAUUGAACCUGCCGCUGCAAGUCUCGCUGCGCCUGCAGCUGUUCCUAUUUCUUCAGAACCAAGCGAGCAGAACGCGCCCGCUGACCACGCCCGUCCCUGCCUCGAUCCAGUGGGAUCGGCAGGGGCGAUCCAUCCAGCGCCGCGAGUGGGGCGGCCUGCCAGCGCCCGAGGCCCAGAUGCGCGCCCUGCCGGCCUACCCCUCCUCCUCAAACGGGCCGAAGCCCAUGGUUUGCAGGUACUGAUGUUACCGUGCAGAUUACGCAACCAAGCUCAGGAGGAGCUCGAUGAAGAUCUUGUCCUUUGUGUUGUUCCGUUCUAGUUGAUCAGUAGUG
Messenger RNA from Triticum urartu, 1161 nucleotides. The record is from RefSeq and is a predicted model, not a curated record. Lineage: Eukaryota; Viridiplantae; Streptophyta; Magnoliopsida; Poales; Poaceae.